Molecule: messenger RNA, 3420 nt
Organism: Talaromyces amestolkiae
Lineage: Eukaryota; Fungi; Ascomycota; Eurotiomycetes; Eurotiales; Trichocomaceae
Exons: 7
Coding region: 1-3420 (1139 amino acids)
Biological process (GO): protein phosphorylation
Cellular component (GO): nucleus; cytoplasm
Molecular function (GO): cyclin-dependent protein serine/threonine kinase activity; protein binding; ATP binding
Source: RefSeq, a predicted model, not a curated record
AUGAUGGCAUCGCAUUGGGCCGAGCUGGGGUGCUCCGUGGGCCAAUCACAGCCCGGUCUCUUUUUCCUCCGGAUGAACCAUCCGUUGCCGAACCAACAAACCCUGUCUGUCAUGUACGCAAUGGCCGAGGACUGGAGAGCCUCGUAUGGCUUCAGCAAGAGGCUUCAGCGGAUGUCAGAAAUCACAUCCGCCUACCGCAAUCUCUCGCCGUCAUCGACCUUUGUGGAAGCUCAACCACAUUCUGCCCCUCUAGAAAGGGAGGCUUACGCCAAAGCUACUUCAGAGGCAGAGUAUGAUCGCCUAUGUCAGGAGAUUAUCGAUGGGUUCGAGGCUCAACAUGCCGAUGUUCCAGUGAUCGAUACCCCAAAAGCAAUAUCAAGCGAAGAAGCAUAUAUUGAGCCUGGGGAAGCUGCCAAUGCUGUCAAAAUUGGUGCAUACGAAAAUUGCGUUCAUCAUGCUGAUGGGCUGAUGUCUACGGUUUAUCGAUCCAAAAGCUCUGAUGGUAAAUUGGUUGCUCUGAAAGUCACAACUCCUCAUCAAAUGAGUCCUCCCCAUGACUCCAAACGGGAAGCACGUAUUUUACGAUGGACGAAAGAUCAAAAACACAUCAUCACAUUACUCGAAGCUUUCGAGUUGGCUGGCGGGCGAUUCGUCCUCGUUUUCCCCUUCAUGCGGUACAACUUUGCCGAAGUACUGCAUCAAAAUGUCUUGACGACACUUCAAAUCAAGAUCAUCUUGAGAGAUAUGUUUCGCGGCCUGGAACAUACGCACGCGCUCCAUAUUAUUCAUCGAGACGUAAAGCCUUCGAAUAUCCUUCUGGAUAGUCUGGACGGUCCAGCCUUUCUAGCCGACUUUGGCAUCUCAUGGAAGGAAAUGGAUGAAGGCUCUGAAGCUGCGAACGAAAAGAUUAUUGAUGUCGGAACCACCAGCUAUCGGCCACCGGAAAUUCUGUUUGGGUCGACAGAAUACGACACGUCGCUGGAUAUGUGGGCGGCUGGUUGUGUUGUCGCAGAAGCAGUAGAUAUGCGCCAUCGCCAGCUCUUUGACUCGGGAGAUCUAGGCAGUGAGCUUGCUCUUAUAAAAUCGAUUUUCAGCACUUUGGGGACUCCCAAUGCCGAAGUGUGGCCGGAGUCUGCAAAGCUUCCGGACUGGGGCAAGUUUCAAUUUUAUGAGUACCCGGUCAAACCUUGGGAAGAAGUCUUGGAAGGAGCAUCAACCCAAGGACGUGAUCUAGUUAGCAAAUUAGUGUGCUACGAAUCUUCUUCUAGGUUGACUGCUGAACAGGCUUUGCGACAUCCAUUUCUGCCACAAAACAAUCAGUCCGAGCAGGACGAACCAUACCCCGCCGGUUACCGAUUCAACGACGAUAUUAUUCAAGAGCUCGUCAUGUCGCACGCCCAUUUUCACCGCCAUGAAAGACGGGAUAUCAUUUCGGCGGUCGAGAGUUUCCUUGGAAUCGACAACAAUAAGGGCGAGCAGCAGUCUACCGUGACUGAAACUGCGUCAGUAGUCUAUGUGACCGCGUCGCCUACUUUCACCGGCGCAAUUGGUGGUUAUGUUACGGGCUCAGAUACGACUACUACUGCGGAUCCGACAACUACGGGAAAGGGUGCUCCUGUAGCCCAGUCAACAAAGACGACAACGACUUCACAGUCAGAGAAAUCAUCCACCACCACUAAGGCUCCGGAGACUACGACUCAUACUACGUCAACUCAGUCAACCACGUCGACCUCGUUGUCUGACUUGUUGACCACCUCGAGCGAUCCUUCUUCGACCACUUUCUUGACGUCCUCUUCCACACAGUCCGCAUCUUCCACUUCGUCAACCGGUACGGCAGUAGACCAGUUCUCAUCAUCCACUGCUUCUGCCACUACCUCCGCAGCCGCAUCUGCUUCCAAUGGUCUUACAGGAGGUGCCAAAGCUGGGAUUGCGAUCGGUGUCUUGGGAGGAAUUGGACUUAUCGCUGGAUUGGUCCUCUUCUGGCUGCAUAAGCAGAGAAAGAACAGAGAAGAAGCGGCUGCCGCCGCUGCUGCGGCAGAAAAUGAAAAGUUCGCUCGAAGCCAACCUCCUCCAAUGACUAGCGCUCCGCCGCCACAGUCGAUGGCAGCGUACUCUUCGGCACCGUCAACCCCAGCAACUGCCCCUCAAGUCAGCCUGCGCCCAAUCACCCAAUUCAACCCCAUGUUGACCCAGUCUGGUGGUGCCAACCCUUACGCUGCUGGUGCCGCUGGUGCUGCUGCUGGUGCUGCUGCAGGCGCCGCCGCAGCUGGUGGCCUACAAGUAGCUCGCUCAGCUGAACGUCCUUACGGCGGCUCGGCACAUGUUCCCCCACAGUCCCCACGUCAAGAUCCAUUCACCGAUCCAGUCAAUCCUUUCGAUAAUGGAGCACAAGCUGCGUCCCCUCCUAUGCCCCCUGCUAAGGAUGCAUCCUCUCCCAUCCGGGAUCUGACGCCUUCACCUCCUGGUAGUGUUCACAACUUGCCCAGCCCUAUUACUGAAGAAGGGUCUUCUGCUGGCUCUUUAGAAGCUGCUGCUGCCGGUGCUGUCGCAGGAGCUGCUGUUGGUGCUGUUCCUGUCGCAGCCGUGGCCGCCGCAAAGUCCAACGACAACCCAGCUGAACCACGAACACCAUCCCCUGAAUACGUCGAACAUGCGGGGUCCCGACCUCAAUCCCCUGUUGUUGGUGGUGCUGGUGCUCCUGUUAGUAACGUCCACCGUGUCCAAAUGGACUUUACACCUUCCCUGGCCGAUGAAAUGGAACUGCGCGCCGGUCAGCUUGUGAGACUUUUGAAGUCGUACGAUGAUGGAUGGACUCAAUGCUCCAGCAUGGAUGGCUCAGUUCAGGGUAUUGCACCACGCACAUGUCUGUCUGCCCGACCUCUUCAGCCCCGUCGCCCGCCUGGACCUAACGGACCUGGUGGUCCAAAUGGUCCUGGUCCUCGCGGUCCGCCGAUCAUGGGUCCCAAUGGAAGGCCCAUGUCCCCAGCUGGUGGUCGCAUGGGACCUCCACCUCAAAUGAGAGGGGCUCCUCCACGUUUCUACAAUGACGGUCGCCCCAUGACCCCUACUGGUUCUGGAAUGCCCCAUUUCCCACCUCCCCCUGGCACUCCACGAUCAAUGUCCCCUGGCCCCGGCCGUGGCGCCGAUGUUCCACACCCAUUGACGCCGGGAGGAUCCCGUCCAGCUAGCCCGGCCGGAGGACGAUCACGCAGCAACAGCGCAAGUGUUGCUCAGAUGGGUCCACGUCCAGUUGUGCACCGAGGAGGUCAAAGUCCUCUAGCGCCACCAACCGGCCCUCUACCAGGCCCUCCUCAGCAGCCUGUACAAAGCCCUACCGCACCGGCACCAUCACCACAAGUCCAGAAUGACGCAAGUCCCGAGUCACCGAUCGAAAGAAAACCUGUUCCCGGUCAGGAAUAG